AUUCAUGCCCCAACUUGGAUUAGAAUAGUCUGAAAGAGCCACGGUUGACUGAACCUGUCUCCCUUCUUUAUCCUUUUCUUUAUUUUCUUCUUUUAAUCAUUCAUUAUAUUAUAUAUAUACAUCUUCUCUAAUUUCUUAAUCAUCUCCUUAUACUUUUUUUUUUUCAAUAAAAUUUGAUCAUCUAUCUCCUCAUUCCACAAAAAAAAAAAAAAAAAAUGGCAUCCGUUGAUGAUUCAAUCACAACUCUGCAUUCGGACAUCAUUCAAACCCAAAUCUUGACACGACUUGAUGGUCCGACGCUAGCCUCCACCGCAUCAACGUCCUCUUAUCUCCAAACUCUAUGCACGGAACAAAAGCUCUGGCAAGAACUCUCAACCGCUACGUGGCCUUCAAUCAAAGAUCCACGUGUUGUCCAAGCUAUCUCCUCUUUCCCUUCUGGUUACCGAUCUUUCUUUGCUGACUCGUACCCGUUCACCGAACACACGUGCCGGUCCGAAAAACACGAUCCACCCACGGCGGGAUUGAUCUCAGCCGUUGAUUUGUAUUACAGAGGAGAGCUUAUUUACUCGAAGGUACAAGAGAUGGAAACAGAGAAAGGUAAGUCAGGAUGGUUCUUGACGUCACCGUUUCGGGUGGAUAUACUCGACCCGAAAGAGUCGGUACAAACCCGGAUUCGAUAUCCGGGUGGGGACUACGAUGCGUGGGUGAAACAUAUGGAGGAGAGCAUGAGACUUAGUUGGAUAGUGAUCGAUCCGAUCAAGAAACGGUCGGCUAAUAUAUCGAGCCGGAAGGCGGUGUCGGCGAGGCGGAACUGGCUAACGGGUGAUUUAGAGAUAAGGUUUUCGACAAUAGUGACGGCUGCAGCGGCGGCGGAAGUGGCGGCAGUUGUGUCAUGCGGGUCAGCGGAAGCGUGGAAGGAGGUGGAUGAGGAAGUGGGAGGAGAAGUGCACGUGAGGGACGUGAGGUUACAAGUAGAGGACAUAGAAGGAAAAUGUAUGAAAGGGAAGGAUAGUCUGGUAAUUUUACAAGGGUUGUUAGAAGGAAAGAGAUGUUGUAAAGAUGGUGAGGAGAGAAGAGCUAAAGAAAGGUACGAAGAAUACGUGGGGACGAAGAGACAAUGGAGAGAGAAGAAAGAGUGUAGAGAAAAAGCUCAAGACACGAUUUGUAUGAUCUUUGGCUUCUCUUUGUUUGUGCUUUUGUGGAGUUUUAUUUUGUUAAGGUAAAUUACUAAAAUGAGAUACAACGAUACGAUAACAGAAAACACAUACACACUACUUGAUCAUUAAUGACUUAAUGUUCUGUUUUUUUUUUUUCUCUUUUGUUCUUUUCAUAAUUUCAUAUGUAAUAAUGAAAACUAUUGAGGAAUAUAUACAAAGAUAUUUGGUUA
This is a messenger RNA of Camelina sativa (false flax), 1387 nucleotides long. Its product is annotated as F-box protein At2g27310. Gene Ontology annotation, molecular function: protein binding. The record is from RefSeq and is a predicted model, not a curated record. Lineage: Eukaryota; Viridiplantae; Streptophyta; Magnoliopsida; Brassicales; Brassicaceae.